AUGGUUUUUCAAAUUUUUUUUCAAAUUAACGCUCUCAAACUUUUCGCGCUUUUUCUGUUCGAUGUAAAUUUCGAUUUCUCCCAUAAUCUUGGUCAUUUUCAGGUGGUGGAAAUGUUUUGAAAUUGAAAAAAACGGGAAAAAUGUCGGGCAUCAACAACAACACGCUUUUCGGGUCAUUCCGCAUCGACCUCGACGAAAAAAACCAUCGAUCCGAAUGAAGUUUAUAAUAAAUUUCUUGGAAAUACGGACAUUUUUUUGACUUUGAUCUCAUUAUUAUUUUUUUAUAUUUGACAUCUGGAACAUUUUUCAUAAAAUUUUUUUGGCCAUUCGUCAAAAAAAUUUCUAGGAUUUUACCAUUUUAUAAUGGUUCACUGUCUCUAUUUCGGUCAAUUUUUUUCAUAUAAAAAUGAAUUUUUUUAUAAAAAAAUAUCCGUUUUUAUUCCAGUUCUCAUUCUGGAUCCUGAUCCUGGCGUUGACUUCGUUCCUCGCCUGGGGCGUUUUUCAUCGUUUUGUAUUUUUUUCGCGCGUCGUCGGAAUCUUUCUAACCUUCUUCCUUGAUAAGUAAGAAUGGAAAAGAAUUCUUCAAUGAAAUUAAAAUAAUAUUCCAGAUAUUUACGGCUCUCCAAAAAAAUGGUGUAUAUUUUUCGAAUCGGCGGGAUUUCCAUCUCGGGACUUCACGUCGGCAAGAUUAUGUUUAGAAAUGUGUGGUUUUUUUCUUAUUUUUUUGUUAAUUUUGCAAAAACUUGGGGACCUUCUGGGAGCUGUUACGACCGAUUUUUUUAAAAAAACAAAUUUGACUGAAUUUAUAUAAUUAUGUCAAAAAGCUUACUGAAUAGUUUAAAGAUGUAGAAAUGAUCGAAGAUCUUGCCAGGGCUUUUUUCGAUCCCAUACUAACGAAAUUAAAGGUGCACCCCGCAGUGAACCCCGAAAAAAUUAACUCUCUAACAGAAUUGCGGUGCACCCCGCAGUGUAACCAGGGGUGCACCCCGUUUGAGGUACUUCGUACAAGUUUUCGAAUUGGUUUAUUUCCCAAUAUUACCGUUUUCUACCGUCUCAGCUAUUACGGUAGCUCAAAAAAAAAUUUUUUUCCGAUCGGUGGCCCCAGGGGUGCACGCCAUUUAGGUCCGACGCGCGGUGCACCGCAAAAAUUGAAGAAAAGUUCACUUUUUCGGGGGUUCACUGCGGUUUACACCAUCAUUUUGUUAUAGUGUAACCGAAAAAAAGCCCUGGCACGAUAUUCUUAAAUUAAAGCGUCUUCAAAAUAUUCAGACAACUUUUUUUUCGACAGAAUUACAUAUUUCAAUCGAUUUUGAUCAUAGGAAUCGAUCUUAACAGCUCCCUGUUCUAAUAAAAAUGAAAGUGUACUCCGUAAUGAACCCCGAAAAAGGUGGACUUUUCGUUGAUGUUCACGGGGCACCUGGAUGGCGUGCACUCCCAGGACAAGCCGUCGGAAAUAGAAAUUUUUUUUGAGUUAUCGUAAAAACUUUGGAUGUAAGUUUAGGGAAUGGUUGUAUUGGAAAAUGAAUCAAUUCGAAAUUUUGUACGGAAUAAGGACCUUAAGAGGCAUCUGAAGUUAAACGGGGUGCACCCCUAAUUACACUUCGGGGUGCACCGCAACUUUUGUUGAAGCAAUCAUUUCAGCACCUCGCUGUGAACGAAUCCUCCUUGAAAAUCAAAACAAGGAUGUCAGAAACAAAAAAAUGCCAACAAAAUUCAGGUUGUAUAUGCAAAUAACGACUUCGUAGUGAAAAUCAACGACGGGUACUUUAUCUUCAAAUUUUGGAAGACGAUCAAAAGCCGCCGGUUGAAGCUGGACGAGUUUUCCGAAGUUUCUGAUUUCAAUCAUAAAUCAAUGAAUUCAGAAAACGAUCCCCGCGGCUUCUCGUCUCACUGAAUGGAUUCCAAAUCCACGUCUUCAACAACAUGGCCAAGUACAGUGAAAUCGCCCGAAUUUGUGGCGCCGAUUGGUUCUUCGCCAACACGGGUGUGGAUCCGAAACGGCCGCCAAAACCGCCAGAUUCGUUAGUUUUUGCAGACAUUUAUAAAAUUUUGAAUGUUAGGUUUGAAUUUUUUGUAUGAAAAUCGCAAUAUUAAUUUUUCAAAUUGGUUGUUAGAUGAAAAAAUGAAAAUGUAUACCUGAAAAAAGUAAGAAAAAGCCUUUUUGUGGUAUAAAAUUGAAGGGAAUUUGUUGAGAAUGCUGGAAAUUUUAUGGUUUUCAAGGUUUCAAGAGUUUGAGUUAUGUUUUUUUCAUUUUUUUAAUUGGUAGUUAGAUUUUUUUAAAAAAAGUGAUUAUCUUUUUGAAAAAAAUGAGAAAAAAAUGCGUUUUUUUGCGUAUAAAGUUGUAAGGACUUUUUAUAUUGGUUUCUCGGAUUUUUUUAAAAAAACUUCAGAUUCAAUUUCUGUGGCUAAUUGAAUAAAUUCUUCGUGUAUUGAUUUUUUUAAGUUAUCAAAUAUCUGAAAAAAAUGGAGUUAGGAUCUGUUGUAAGGCUCCUUUUUUCCUGGAUUGAAACUUAUGAUUUAAUUUUUCGGGUUUAUAAAUCUUUCACGUCAACUUUGAUGCAAAGAAGUUGAAGAUAUCCCUUUUUCCUAUAAUUUUUGCGAUUUCGAACUUUUUUUUAAUUUUUCAACUUCAGAACCCCACCAUCGGCUGUUUGGGAGAACGUCUGGAACUUGUUGGGAAUGCUGGAUCUGAGAAUAUCUUCCGGAUGGCUUUUGGCUGGAAAUCGACUCCUUCCCAACGCGUUGUGGCUUCGAUUGGAGAAUCUCAGUUGUUAGUGGGGGAAUAAAGGGUCUUUUUAAGAUUUUCUUGUACUUGGCUUUUAUUUUCAAGUUUCUAAUUGGAAUUUUAUUUUUCAAGUUAUUAUGUUCCAUUCGUUUUUAUGAAGAAAAAUAUAGCUCUCUAAGGAAUUCUAGAGUGGUCCCUAUAGGGGUUAGGGAGAAAAUUAGCCCCUGUAGGGGCUGAAAAAGUGCUCCCUAUAGGGGUUAAGGGUCUGGCCCCUUAGUCGCAGAAGCUUAAGUAGGCCCUAUAGGGGUUUUUCAACUUGAUUUAAAAACGCUUAUUUAUUUAUUUUUGCUUCUUCGCAUAGAGUACAUGAAAAUCAUCGACUGUAAUUUUCCCUAUAGGUGCCACUUUUGCAAGCUUUAGUGGCCUCUAGAGGGGUUGGUAAAGUGAUCCCUAGAGGGGAGCCAUGGAGGGUCUGGAUCUCCUAAGCUAGGUAGUAGUUUCAGACCUCACAACUUUGAAUAAAAUGAAACUUUAGAACUUUAAACAAUUUUUCAAUCCUUCAACUUGAGAUAAACUAGCUGUGGUAACUUCUAGAAGCUCCAAAACCCAAAAAAAAAUAAAAUUACUCUGAAAUAAAGACGAAAUGUGGAUUUUAAGGCAAAAUUGGGGUCUCGGAAUCGGCCAACGACCGCGCUCUACUCACUUGCGAAGGCGACACGGAAAGCGUCAGCAUCUCUUUGAUCAAAAAUGAAGAGUAUCAACAUGGAGAAAAUGAUAAGGUUUUUGAAUGGAGGAAUAGUUGAUUCAUGACAUUUUUCUGGAAUAUUAAAAGGUGUACAAAGUUUAGAGCUUUGAAAAAAUCUUUUUUGCAUCAGCGCCUUUAAAUUCCAUAGAAGGGUUCUGUGAAUGAAUUAUCUAUGUAUCAAUGUAAUUUUAUGUGAAAAAAAUUUUUAAGGAUCCCCCAGAACAACUGGAGAUACUGGAUUUCCAGUGCUACAAACGGCUUCCCUGCAAUUCGUUCUGGAACAGGAUAUAUUGGGUGGGUUUUUGGUUUUAAAAACAUAGGGAUUUAGAAGAAAAAUAUUCGAAAUUGUUAGUGCGGAACCUUGAAGUUCUCACCUAGGCAAAGGCCUUAAAAAUAAGAGCCUAAAGCUCCUUUUUGAGUUCCUAAAAGGGUGUUAAAAUUUUCCCGGAAUGUACUUUUUCCUUAUUUUUCAGAAAGGUGAUCUUUAAAUGGGCUUCUCAACAUCUUUUGAAGACCCUUUUUUCCGAAAGUUUGUUUUAAGAUUACUUACUUACUUACUUUACUGUUUUAAGAUUCUUCUGGACUUUUCCGGUGGGUGAACCUUGAAAUUCUUACCCAGGCAAAUUCCACACGGCCCAUAAAAAGGCCUCAAAAAGAAGAGCCUAAAGCUCCUUUUUGAGUCUCUCAGAGGGUGUAAAAAGUUCCUCGAAAUCUCUUUUUUCCCUUUUUCUCAGAAAGGUAAUCUUUAAAUGGGCUUCUCAACAUCUCUUUUAAGAUCCUUUUUCACCAAAAGCUUCUUCUAAAGUUCUUCUGGACUUUUCCCGUGGGUGAACCUUGAAAUUCUUACCCAGGCAAAGUCCACACGGCCUAAAAGGGCCUCAAAAAGGAGAGCCUGAAACUCCUUACUGAGUUCCUAAAAGGUGUAAAAAGUUUCUCGGAACCUCCUUUUUCACUUUUUUUGCAUCUUUCUUUUAUUUUUCCUUAAAAUGUCCAUUAUAAGAAAGUGGUUUGUAAGCAUUAAAGUUUUAUUAAAGUUUCUUUUCAUCAUCAUCAUCAAAUUUUUAAUUUCUUACACACAUGUACUAAAGCAAAAGCUUAAAGCUCUUUUUUUAGAUCCUAAAAUUGUUUCAAAAUGUUCUCGGAAUUCCCUUUUUCACGCCUUCUUUUUCUACACCUCUUUUAAAGGUUCUUUUUAGAAAAAAAGUCUUGAAAAAAUAUGCGCUUUUUUUGAGAUCUUUUGGACUUUGUCCGUGUCCCUAGGCAUAGUCCAAACGGCCUGAGAAAGGUCUCAAAAAGCAGAUAAAGCUCCUUUUUGAUCCCCUAAAAAGUUGUAAAGAGUUUUUCGGAAUCUUCUUUUUGACAUCUUUCUUCCGCCUCCUUCUUUUUUUUUUCUGAAAAGGGUAACAAAAAAAAGAGCCAUUGAGGCCCUUAGAAGAUCUUUUUUCCGUCAAAGAGUGUUUUAGGCUCUUCUGGACUUUGCCCAUGAACUGAAUUUUCAUCUUUCAGGUUACGUUGUCGACGAAGAACAACAGUCGAUCGAUGCAAAAGUCCCAAAAUGGUCGAGUGAAUGGAAAUUCCACAAUAACACUGUCAUUUCCUAUGGCCCAUGGGCUGAACAACAAAGGAUGCUCAUUUAUAACUUUUUCUUCCCGCCGGAUUAUCAGGUAGGAAGAGGAUUUUGAGGGAUUUGGAAGGGUGAAAUUUUGAAAGUUUGAGAAAAUUAGGGGUUAGGAGUUUUGAAACGGUAAAGUUAUUGAUUUUCCUUUGUUUUUUGAUGGAAUUUUUCUAUAGAUUUUGAAGUGAAAAUGCUCAAAAAAAGCUUCGUCAGAAAAAAAAAAUCAUUGCCUUGAUUAAAUUUUUAUAUUUUUGAAUAUUCAUUUUUUGGGUUUUUAUUUAUUUUUGUGCUUUUUUUGAAAAAUUAUCCGUAAAUGAUAUCUGAACGUGUUUUUCAGAACGCGAAAACGACGAAUUUGCCCAAACGAGGACAGAAAAGGAUCCAUGUCCGGCAUGAUGUUCGUAUCAUUUUUUCCAUGUUGUCGCCCAAAUAAAUUCAAUUUUCAUCACUGUGAUCUGUAUGCUUAUGUAAAAAUGAUGAUUUUUCCAGGCCAAGGUCAUAUUGAUGAAGGAAAGUUGCGUGGACCUUUGGUUUGAGCGCGGAGAACAGUUGGAGAGCAUCCGAACCCGUUGUGCGCCUGGCAGUUUUAUCGAUGUUGGUCUUUGAAAUUGAGGGUUGAAGUUCGAAAAAAAAGAAGGAAAAUGAAGACCUUGAAAGUAGGAAAAUAUACGAGCAGCUCCCAUGCAGAUGAGGCCCAAAAACACGGGUUUAACACAGGUAAACCCGUUGAGACACCUGGCCAGCAUGAUAGAGUGCUAUAGUCUGUGUACCACGACUUGAAAUUUCACCGAACGACAUUCUGCUGUUCCGCCGGGCGCCUUUGCGAAUCUCGGCCGCGGUUUCAAUUUUUUCUUUCAUUCAAAUACUCGUAGUGGAACAAUCCAUCUAUCAGUAAUAAAAAAAGUCUGAAAAGGCGACCUAGAUUCGCAAAGGCAAAGACGCUUCGCGACCGUACGCAGCGGAACGUCGUUCGGUGAACUUUCAAGUCGUGGCACACAGACUAUAACAAGAGAACGUUUUUUGGCCUUCAGUAGAACUAAACUUGAUAAAACUCGGCUGAAAUGCACUUUAGGACUGUCUAACUCUAAAAACAGGUAACAAAUUUCUCGCAAUUGAUUUUUUUCAUAGUAAUGAGCCUUCGAAAAUUGAAAAAAAUUAAAAAAAUUUUUUUAUUGUGAGAAUUUUUUUCUUGUGCGGGGGGUGAAAACGUUCCCUUGUAAGUAAAGUUUGUUCAAAAAUCGAAGUUGACGAUUGAAAGGUAUGGCAAAAACAGUAUAUAUACAAUCAAUUAUUUUACGGGUCUUUAACUGAAUAAAAAUUUUUUUGAAGUGAUGACCUCGAAAUAAAAAAAUUAUCACUGAAUCUCCAAAAAUUCAGUUAUUUUUUUCAUUCUUUUGGAAUUCGCGAAAUCAUUUUGAACACGUCGUCAAAUUUUCGAAAAAAACAAUCUCGAAAAAUAAAUUUAAUUUUUGAACCGGAAACAUCGAAGUUUUUGGAAAGAGUUUUCAGUAGGAAAAAUACUCAAAAGUUAAUUUAUACGGAUUUUUUUCUCUUGAAAAAAGAAUCUCUUUUCAAUUGAGAUGACUUUUUCGAGUUUCAGAGCAUUUUAGGAUUUUUCUCAACUAAUUUCCCAAUAUUUUUCAGUUUUCUGUUCUUUGGAUCGUCACGGACAACGGUUUCCAUUGGAACGUUCAUGCCGAAUUUUUGAAGUGCGUUUUGAAAAAAAAAUUAGCCGUAUGAUUUUUUUAAAAUCAGAUUAUGGAGCUAUUCUUGGAUUUUUGGGGUUCAAAGAGAUUCUCUACAUUGGCCUCAGUGAUUUCAAAGCGAUUUUUCCAGUUGAAAAAAAUUCGAAAAAUUGCAAAAAAAUACACGUUAUUUUAUCAAAAGAGCUUUUUUUCGAAAUAUAAUUUUUUUGCCAGGGUUGUUAUUAUUUUUUUCAAGUACUCUUGUUCAUUUAGAAUUUUUUUAAGGUUCAUUAUAAAAAUUUACAAAACAGUCUGAUAGUGUUGGAAAAAAAGUAGAGAAAAAUUAAUUAAAAUGGAAAUUUUUCUUCCUCAGAAUUGAAUCCACAACGUCUUUGCUGUUCACAAAGCUUCUGGAAAGCGAGAAAUUCGUCGUCAAGGGGUCUUUCGAAUAUCCAAAGGUUCAGGAAACACAGGAAAAGUCCAAACGACCUCAAAAAGGCCUUUAAAAGGAGUCUACAGCUCCUUUUUAAGUUCUUAAAAAGGAGUCAAAAGUUUCUCGGAAUUUCCUCUUUCCGCCUCCUUCUUUUUUACCUCCUUGAAAGGAGCUUUUGAGAAAAAAGGCGCCUUUAAAGGCAUAGGGGCAGUAAAAAAUGGGGUUUCAGGUGAAAGCAGUAUCUUAUAUAGUUUUUCUUUGCGAAUCGAAUGGUGUACUCAAAAAAAUUACAGGUGUGACAACUUUAGAAGAAAAACGCGAUUUUGCUUUCUUGCCUUUAAUUUUUUAAAAAAAGCUUUGGAUCGGUAUGCAGACAACUGAUUACAGUAGCCGUGCACGCGAUGUUGCGGACGUUCAUUAGACUCGCAUUUUGUGAGAAAUAACCGGCUAUCUGCUUGAAAUUAAGGGUUUCUUCUCUGAAAAAUCGAUUAAGAAAACAGAAAACACACAUUGAUAAUAAAGAAAACACAAAUAAUCGCUAUCCCAAUCGAAACCUGUGUAAAAUCAUCAUUUUUCACCAAAGAAGCAUUUUUGCAAUCAAAGUUUGCAAAUUAUACAUGAAUAGAAAGCUUUUGUGACGAAAAGAACUUUGGUGACAACAGAAAAAAUUGAAAAUUGAAAGAAACGAAGAAAAAAGCGAAAAUCCGGAAGAUGGCGAAGCCUGUUGUCCAUAGAGCAACUUUACUGCAAAGCGCCCUUUUCGCGGGAUCUCAAGAUUUCCUUUCUCCGACUUUGAAUUAUUUUUUCUCCGAAACUAGGAAGUUCGGUACGUUUUCAAGUUUACCGUUCGAUUCGCAAUGAAAAACUCUACAAAGUACUGAUUUGAACUGAAACAUCGUUUUUACUGCCCCCAUGCCUUUAAGGCCUAUUAGAGUGCUUUUUUUAAAGUUCUUUGAGGCCUUUUGGACUUUGUCCGUGAAUGAGAUACCUCAUGAACUGUCGAAUUUUCUAGGUCUUCAAUGCGGAACAAAAUUGGAAAAUUGAUUAUACUUUCUCGAAGGCGACCUGUUGGUUUGUCUGGGACCAUAAACGGUUUUUCACGGUGGGUUUGGGGAAAAAUGAGCUUUUAUUUGAGCUUUUGUAGAGAAUUUUUCAUGGGCAAAGUCGGAAAGGGUCGAAAAAGGUUCCGGAAAGGGUCGAAAAAGACUCCGGAAAGAGUCGAAAAAGGCUCCGGAAAGGGUCAAAAAAGGCUCCGGAAAGGGUCGAAAAAGGCUCCGGAAAGGGUCAAAAAAGGCAAAUUUCCUUUUAGGGUGACAAAGACUCCGUUUUUGCUCCCCUUUUUGCGCCAUUUCAUCGGCUAUUAUGCACCAUUUUUGCUGCCUCUCUCCUUUUCCACCAUUCCUCGAGCCUUUGAAACCUAGAAAAAAAAUGGAAGGCUCGGUAAAGAGACCCUUUUUGCUGCCUUCAUCAUUAUCAUUUCAUCAUUUAUUCAAUACGAAUAAUAAUACAGUUCAAGGGCCGAAAAGACCUCUAACAGAACCAAUUUUAAAAAAAAGGAAAUUUAAACAUUGAAAACAGCAACAAACCGUUUAAAAGUUAGAAGAUAUUUUAAGAAAGUCAGCGAGAAGAUGGGGGUUGUUUUCUAAAUAGAUUUUGAAUCGCAUAGAAUCGCCUUUCUGGCGCCUUUUUGAGGCCUUUUUGAGCCUCUCCCUUUUAGCGGCCAUUAUCCACCAUCCCGACUUUGCCCAAGUUGUAGUAUUUUUUUCGAGAUUAUUAGUUUUUUUAUUCCUCGCAACAAUAUUCAUCCAUUGAGCUCUCUUAAUUUUCAAAGUACCUGGAUUUAAAUUUUCAAAGAAUUUUUCUAUUGAUUUCACGAUCCUUUUCACUCAAAUUUUAAAUUUUCGAUUUUCAUCCCUCCUUUUUCAAAGCUAUAGCCGGUUCACGGCUUUGGGAGGGGGCGUGGCAUGUCUGCGCUCUCCACCAACCAGACACUAUCUCUUUCUUUUCGUGUCAGGACCUUUCUUUAAUGACCCAAGCCAGCUGUGAAGCAGCUAUCCAUCCUUUAUCCCUUUCAUUUUUAGGAUCUCAUCAAUGAUUGGGUGGGCGAUGAACCGGCAGAUAUAAUCAAGUUUAUCCCAUUCCGUGUACAUAACACCCUCAUUGUCAAAGACAGUUUUGAGGUAUUCAAUGAGAAGUUUUCGGAAGGAAAAAAUAUAUUCUUCAGAUUUUGUUGUUAUUGAAUGAGUGCAAUUGGGUAGAUCCGGCUGAUAAAAAUGCGGAAAACGUCGAGGCGGCCAUCGUUGGACAGGAAUUGAUUUUUGGUGAGAUUGGAAGUUUUGAAACGCGAAAAAUGAUAGAAAAUAAAAUGAAAAUCUUAGAAAAAAAAACGGCCUUUUAGGGUUUGGUAGCGAUUUUUGAGACUUAUGUGCGCUCUACGGAUAAUUUAAGUUUCGAAUGAUUUUUUGAAGAAUCGUGAGUUUUCUAUCUAACAAUUUUCAUCAGGAGCUGCAGGAAAAUUUCAUGUUUAUUCAAUUUUGAACGUUUUGAGUUUUAUUCGCGCUCUAUUGAUAACUCAAUCAUUCAAGAAUUUAUGAGGCCUUUUGUCGAACUUUUUGCCGGAACUGAAUUUUUGGCGAGGGGUUGAAUGGCGUUCGAAAAAAAUGACAGAAAAAUUGGGAACCUUUGAAAAAAAUGGCCUUUUUAGAGUUUGGGAGCGAUUUUCGAGACUUAUGUGUGCUCUACGAAUAAUCAAAGUUUUUAAUGAUUUUUUUUCAAGAGUCGGAAGUUUUCUAUCCAAUAUUUUUUCAACAGGAAGUGCAUGAAAAUUUCAUAUUUAUUCAAUUUUGAACUUUUUGAGUAUCAUUCGCGCUCUGUUGAUAACUCAAUAAGUCAAGAAUUUAUGACGCCUUUUGUCGAAUUUCUGCUGAAGUUUAUUUUUGCUAAGGGGUGGAAUGAAGUUUAGAAGCGCAAAGCAUAGCAAAAAUUUUAAAAUUUGAGUUUUUUCCAGUUAAAUGUCUUGAGAAAAAAAAUCGGCUGUUUUUAGUUCUGGAGCGAUUUCAGAGACUUAUGUGUGCUCUACGGAUUAUUGAAUUUUUCAAUUAUUUUUGCUCGGACGUGUCGGGGCAUUUUAGUGACCCCUUUAGUAGCGUGAGCCCUCUUAAGUGAUCCCUUAAGUUGCUCGAAAAAGGCGUCUCCGAUUUUCAUUGAGGAGUUGAAAUUUAUCCUCUCAACAUUUUUUUUUAUCAGUGGAGCGCACUAAAUCAAGGAAAUCGGCCAACUUGGCCUCACUAGUCAGUGAAGUUAAAUUUUUCUAUGGGAACUCGUGAUGAAUUCACUUUUUUCCAGUAUUUUUCAGAUUUUAGUGUUAUGUAUUCUCUAGCCUUUUCCAAAUUUAUUACAGCCUUUUCUAAACUUUUCCAAAAAUAGAACUACGCGCUACAAGAGAAAAAUUCAUAUUUAUUCAAUUUUUGAACGUUUUGAGUAUCAUUCGCGCUCUAUUGAUAAAUCAAUUAUUUAAGAAUUCGUGAUGCCUUUUGUCGAAUUUCUGCCGGAAUUCGUCCGUGUCAAGUAUUCGAUGCGCGCCAAAGGAGAACUGGCGAUGAGAAUGAAGUUUAUAACUCUGAAGAUAGUUUAUAUUUCGAAUUUACAGGUACCCACCGGAUUCUGCGACGGCGCCAAUGUUGGCGGCACUGGCAAGAUCGGCCAGAACCAGAUCUUUUGCCAAAAAAUCCAGCCAAGGAACUCAUUCUUGCAAUAAAGUGGGUGUGCAGGGAAGAGAAGAGAAUAAAAAUUCAAUCAAGGGUCAAAAUAGGCCUUACUGCUACUUGGAUUGUAGAAAAGAUCCGAGAAAGCUUAGAGCUUCUUUUCCACCCUUGUUGAAAGUUCUCAAUUCAAGAAACCAUUGUUGAUCAACAACAGCCCGUAGAUCAUCACGUUCUUUUUGAGAUAGUUGUAGACGAGUUUUAAGCGUUCCGACGAUCAGCUUUUCCCCCAAAAAAAAUGAAAAGUAGUAUGAGUACAAAAAUUGAGCCUUAACAGGGCUGAAAAUAGGCCUUCCAGAUACUAGGAUUGUAGAAAAGAUCCAAGAAAGCUUUCUUUUCCACCCUUGUUGAAAGUUCUCAAUUCAAGAAACCGUUGUUGAUCAACAACAGCCCGUAGAUCAUCACGUUUUUUUUGUUAAAGUUGUAGAAGAUUAUUGAGCGUCCCGGCGACCAGCUACUUCUCCAUGGAAAAUUAAUAGUAAAAAGUAGUAGGAGUCCAAAAAAUACACUGUCGUUGAUCAACAACAGCCCGUAGAUGAUCACGUUCUUUUUGUGAUAGUAGUUGAAAAGUAUUGAACGUUUCGAAGAUCAGCUGCUUCUCCAUGGAUAAUGAAAAAAGUAGUAUGGUUGCUAAACUUGAGCCUUAUCAGAGCUGAAAAAAGGUCUUCCAGAUACUUGGAUUGUAGGAAUGGUUCAGGAAAAGCUCAGAACCUUAUUCCCACAUUUGUUGAAAGUUCUCAGGUUUCACUCAGUUCAAGAGACUGUUUUUGAUCAACAACAACCCCUAAAUCAUCACGUUCUUUUUUUGGUAGUAUUAGAAGGUUUUGGAGCGUUCCGACGACCAGCUGCUCUUCUAUGGCAAAUAAAAAGUUUAAAAAAGGGUAGGAGUACAAAAAAUACACUGUCGUUGAUCAACAACAGUCCGUAGAUGAUCACGUUCUUUUUGUGGUAGUUGUAGAAGAUUAUUGAGCGUUCUGGUAAUCAGCUUCUACUUCAAGAAAAAGAAAGUGAAAAGUAUUAGGAUUAUAAAAGUACAGCUUCAUCAAGACUAAAAUUAAGCCUUCCAGCUGCUUGGUUUGUAAAAAGGGGUCAGAAAAAUCUUAGAACUUUAUUCCAUCCUUGUUAAAAAUUCCCAGCUUCCACUCAGUUCGAAAAACUGUCGUUGAUCAACCACAGCCCGUAGAUCAUCACGUUCUUUUUGAAUAGUGGAUGAAGUCCGCUUCCAUACCAAAAGAAGAAGCUUAUUAGAGUAGAACUUUUUUAGAAGUUGAGAAGGGAAGAUAAUUUUAACGUUGGUACCACUGGGAAUGGCUCGAAGAGGCCUAACUAGCGAAAGUUUCUAUCUUCUAUUGAAUCUCUGAUGAAACUUUGCUGAAAUGUACUUUCGGACCUUCUGAUUCCAGAACAAAAAAGAAUUUCCAUCUGUUUUUGACUUCAAAGUUUGUGAAUCAAGCAAUUUAUGCCAAAAAGAAAAGUUUUUUUUCAAACUCUUGAAGUGUCAUAACUCAAAAACCAGAUCUAUUGCGAGGGAUUUUCCCGUUCUGGAGUUACAAGAUUCUAAAGUACACCGUAUGAAAGUUUUAUCAUGUGAGGAUGAUCUUCAAGGUUCAAAAUUCUGUCUUGAACGCGGCGGGAACUUUUUUUAGCCAUUCUGAGUGCGACCAGAUAAUUUUCAUUUUAUCAGGCUCUUAGUUGAGAAUAGUACGGUGGCUUUCAGAGAUAAAUUUUCUUUUCUACAAAUAUUGAAUUUCGAACUAUUUCGAUACUAUUUUUUCCCCUCAGGACGAAUGGUUCGAAACGUGGAGGACGAAAAGCAUCAGCAUGAAAUUUGACCAUUCCUAUCACCCGAUUGUCGGAAAAAUCAAAUCUCAACUGCCAGAACAAGUCGAACGAGAGUUCCUACCCCCGAAACCUGACCAUCCGUGGAAGGUAGAAACUCCCUUUUCAACCUGUAGAAUCUCAAUUCCAGUGCGCCCCCGACCAACUCACCGUCGAUAUUUUCAUCGAUGGAAGCGAAAUGAAGUUCACUGGACUCUUGGUCAAACUCAUUUUGGAGCUCAAGAAUAACUAUUUCGGGUGGUAUGACUCGGUAAAGGGUACUCAAAGGGAAAAUUUGGAGUUUUUGAAUUUUAGAUGACCAAUAUCGACUCCUACCCGGAGGAUGUGACGAAGGUCAAGUCGGCUUUCAAUAGGGUGCCUCCAAACGCGAAUCCGGAGAAUUACCGACCGAUGGAUGUCGAUGUUAGUCGGGGAUAUUUGAAGGGAAAGACAAAAAAUGACAAAAAAGGCGGAUUUUUACACAGAAAGGUUGCUCCAGUGAUAAUGAUUAAUGAAAGAGCUUAUGAAUGGAGAAAAAGGAAGUGUGCUCCAUUGAUAAUGAGAUGGGAAGAGGAUUAAAGAGAAUAAUUUUACCAAAAUGUCGUUUUACUUAGGAUCUCCAGAGUGGUACUUAUAGGGGCAAGGGCCCUUGGAGAAUCCCUGUAGUGGCUUUAGUUAGUGACCUUUAUAGGGGACAUGCUAAUCGACAUUUUUUAUGCACAGAAGCAUUUCCAAGCGAAAAAUAAAAAGUAAGCGUUUUUAAAUGAAACUGAAAGACCUUUAAAGGGACCACUUGACUUUAGGGCUAAGGAGUCAGAUCUAAAACCAUAAAGACAACCUUGAUUUUAUUUUUAUAGGGACCACUUUUUCGACCCCCAUAAGCGCUGUUUUCCCCCGAACCCCUAUAGGGACCACUCUGGAAUUCUCCCUGAGUAAUUAUUUUAUGGAAGGAUUCUGCUGCCUUGAUGGUUCUCAUGAAUAGUUAGAAUGAAAAAAAAAACCUUUUUUGGAGAAAUAAGUGAAAGAAUCCCUGAGAGCUUUUUUUGAGAGGAAAUGUUGCUCCAUUGAUAAAAAUUUUUUUUUUUACUAUAGGUUAGCGUUCGAGUUUGCAAUACACGGGCUUUGAUGUUGGUUUAUUCGCCGGCAAUGGAUGCUUCUCAAGGUUGGAAAGAGUUGAAAAUAAAAAAAAUAAAAAAAUGAUUGUUAGAAAAUUGUCCGGUCGUCCUCGCUGAGGAAAUCGUUGUCGAGGUGAAAAAGUCGACGACUCAGUCCUUGAUUCAGGUAUAUAAAGAUUUGAGCCGCAUUUGGAAUGGCUCAGUGCGUCGCGGUCGCGUUGCGGUUUCCAGCGCAAGUCGUUUCAAGUCGGGCGCUUUGAGCCAUUCUCAUCAUGACGAAGCUGGAAAAAUGAGAAAAGUGACAAAAUAAGUCUGUAGGUUGGAACCUCGCCAAUUGCGGCUUAUUUCGAUUCGGCGGCGGCGGAUCGACCUGCUGGAUGUUUGACGCUUUCCGGAGUGCAGUUUAGGUGAUUUGAAGUCCCAAAUCUAGAGUUUAGGUCCGUUUUUUCAGAGGCCAAGCCAUGUAUUCUUCGAAAGACGUCGCCUGGGACAUGGGCCUCAUCGAGUACGGCUGGCUGAUGGAAGUUCUCGUCGGAGAUCUGGCUGGAACCCUCGAUUUUCCCCAUCAUGUAGGGUGGAUCAUUAGGAACAUGGCUUCUAGCAGGAUCGAGUCCGGUCCAGGGCGAUAUCUUUUUUGCCAUUUUUCUCCCAUGUUUAAUAGAAUCCAGAAAGAUCAAUGAGCGUCUUUUUAGUAGUUUUAAGGGGAAAAGCUAUUUUCCGCGUUUUUUUGAAGAAGAAUAGGGGUUGAGUUCCUGGGAAAAAAGAAAUGCUUUUUUGAGCUUCUCCUGAAGUAGCUGCAAACUAGAGGACAUUUUUUCGAGAUUCUAUAGUCUGUUCAGAUUUUAAAUGUCAAGUGCAAUGACGUCAUUCAAAACACUCUGUGCAUGGCUCGCUCUCUGAUUGGUUUAUCGCAUCGUUAGGGGCGGAGCUUGAGCGACUACUUGAUAUUCAAAAUCUGAACAGGCUGUAGUGUUUUUUCUUGAAGAUUAUGUCCAUUUUUCGAUUUCCAAGCCUGUUUUCCAACAGUUUCCCUGAGUAAAAUGGAAAAAAUGAAGGAUUUCCAGCUGAUGGCCCUUCACCAAAUCGUCGAAACGAUCCUCAUUCUCGCCCUUUCUCCCGACGACGAGAAAAUCGUCCCGGUCCGAAUGCAAUUCUGCCAACAUGGACAACUCAGUCGGGCCUGCACGAUGAGCAAGACGAUCGGUGGCACCUGCGAGACUGAAGAAAGGUCCCGCCAAGACCUCUUCGUCGGAAAAAAUUCAGAUUUUUUAGACAGAAAUAUCGGCAACUCCGCGUCGCUGUCGAUUCGGUGCACUUGAGCUUGGGCGAGGAUAAAACGCUCUUUGAUGUGAAUUUUUCUGUGAUCUUUUUUUGCUUUGUUUUCCAUGGAAGUAUUGAAAAUUAAAAAUUUGGCUAGGUUAAGAUAUAUAAGACUUUGGACCAUACAUGGGCUAGUGAAGAACUCAAUAAGUCUGCGAGGAGGAGUUGAUUUUAAAAAAAAUCGAGGGUAAAGUCAAAUUUUAGCCUCGAACCAAUGUUAAAGUUAGUUUUGAAAUCAGGUAGAUUGAAUUUUUUUUAAUUUGAGAAGAUUUGGAAGGAGGUCAUGACGGUCUGCCUAUAUGAGCUUUGGAUGUUAGGAAGGAAUUUUGGGUCCGCAAAUAUUCGUGAAAGUGAAUUGUGCAUACACCAAUCUUGGAAAACGAUCCUUGGAAAUAUUCACCUCUUUUUUGUCUUUUUAUGAAUUUUCCAAUGUCUUUGUAAACAGAAGUUGAUGGAGAAUUCAUAAAAAAGAAUUAAAAAUAAGAUAGUCGUCCUGAAGCAAAUCUUCGACGGCGUGUAAAGACGCAUUAUUGGAUAAAAAAUGAGUUGAAAAAAAUAAUACUGCUUUUUUUAUUUGCGGUCGAAACACGACAUCUUCACAAUAAAAACGAUGAAGAAAAAAAAAGAACAAAUAAAUAGAGAAAAAAAUCAAAAAAAGAAGUGAAUAUUCCCAAGAAUAGUUUUUCAAGGUUCGAGCCCUCAAGAUUGGUGUAUGCACAAUACACGCUCACGAUUAUUCGCGGACUCAAAGUUCAUUUCUACCAAUAUGCUUUGGACGAGAAUAAGACAACAAGAGGCUAGAAACAAAUACAGGGAAAAAAUUCCGUUUUAGAAUAGUUUUCAAAGUUUUAAGGGUAUUUUUCAACAGGAUGAACCCUCUUUUUAAUAAACUUUUGUUCAAGAGCCUAAAAAAUAUAUUAAAUUGACUUCAUAGGAAAAUUGGAAGGGCUCCGGUUUUGAUAACGUUAAAAGGCGCUAUAGUCCAUCCGCCGUGACUUUAAAGAUUUCGAGUGUCUGAGCCUCUCUGUUCCCUCACCUGCAAGUCAUAGAAACGCGGAAUAGCGCGUCAACUAGAGAGAGUCGUCGAGAAACCAGGAGGGCGCAGAGAAGUCCUGCCCUUUCAAGUCGCGAAAAAUGGACUAUAUACCGUUUUUUUAAAGCUGAUCGAUUGAAAUGUUAAUUUCAGGUCACAAUUGACCCGAUGCGUUUCACCCUUUGCAACGCCCACGAAUCCAAGUUCACUGAACAUCUUUGCUUGAGAUUACCCAAAAUUUCGGUACGCCAAGGUUGGUUUUUUGAGUUUCUACAUACCCUUGGGUUCAUUUUCAUCUAGAAGUUUUAGAAAAAAAAUAAAUUUUCCAAAGAUUGAAGGUAAAAUAAUUGGUUUUUCCAGCCUAUCUGAUGAACGAGAAGACGGAGAGAAACAGAUGGAUCCAGUGUGCCAGUGUCGAAAUUGCUGGAGUUUCCUUGGAUGUUGAAGUUUGCAGUUGAUUUGAAAAAUAUUAUUCAAGCUUUUGGGAUUUUCUAGCUCCCACCUGAGUCUGGAGACCGCCCGGAUCAUGAAAAAGUACGAAAAGAGUUCGUCUGUGGCCAUGAUGAGGCGUCGAAAAGGUUCGGUUUGAUAGGAAAUCUAGGGCAAAGUCGGAAGGGUGGAUAAUGGCUCAAAAAAGGCUGCAAAGAGGCAGCAAAAAGAGUCCCUUUUUCACCCUAAAAGGAAAAUUUCUAUGGGGGCCUUUUUCUAUUCUUUCCGACUUUGCCUAUGGUACGGAUUUGGUGAUAAUCGAGAUCUCAUUCGAUUUCAGACAGUCUAUAGCUCGAUUUAUGGAAAAAACUUUGUAGGGUAGAUUUUUCGCCAAUUUUGAACUUUAAAAGGGAAAAAGCUAUGUACAAAACAGUCAUUAAAGAAACGAAAAAACGCAGUUUCGGACACAACUUUUUUGUAAGGAAUUCAAUAUUUCUGGAACUUUCAGGAGUUUCUCUUGUUGUUGAUCUUAACACUCUGAGAAAGUUUCAGUUCACCGAAAAAAAAAACGAAGCUUUGAAAACUAUCAGAAGCUAUGACCAAAAUCGUUUUUUUUUCGUACCUUUUUUGACAGUACCGUGCACGGGCAAAGUCCAAAAGGUCUAAAAAAAAGGACUUUUGGAAACUUGCCUUAAAAGGCCUCAAAAGCACCUUUUUCUCAGAAGGAACUUUCAAGGAGGUGUAAAAAAGAAGGCGGGAAAAAGUUGGAAAAAAGGAGAUUCCGAGAGACUUUUGACACCUUUUUAGGAACUCAAAAAGGAAUUUUAGCCUCUUCUUUUUAACACACGUUCUCUGAGGGAAUCGAUGAAACCCGACUUUUCCAAAAGAGCAAAUAAAAAUUAGGGCCCACGGGGGUCUUUUCUUCAGAAAACAUUGAAAAUUGGAAAAAAUCGCCGAUUUUGUUCAAAAAAUGAAUUUUUUCCAAUGUCCGAAAAUAUCUUAAAAUAAAGUUGUCAACACGAAAAAUACUGUGUUCUUUAAGUUGCACUACUUUCUGAGCUACUAGAAAUACUAGGAAAAAAAAAUUAGAUUUCUACGGUGACUUUUCCACUCCAAAAAAGGGGCGGAGCCUCACAAAAGUUGUAUCGAAAGUUUUAUAAUUUUACAAAGCGUCUAUGAUGAAGUUCCGAGCAACCAGAAAAAUAAAAAAUUUUCUCAGAAAACGUGUGUUAAGGCCUUUUUUUUUUAGCUCGUUUAGACUUUGCCAGUGUACUAGAAAAAUUGGACCGAAAUUGUCUUUAUUUGUAUCAUUUCUGACAGUACCGUAUAUGCAUCUUUUCAACUUUCAGACUGCACUUCUUGUGGGAGAAACAGACGGUUUGGGGCUGCGCCUGCUACGGAAACACCUUUUUCUUCGGUUCCAACGAUUCAAUGUUCAAUUAUCAAAAAUUACCCCAAUAUAAUCCGAAUUUAGUGGCUCCAUAUUCCUUGACUGCGCCCCUGGUUCGAAGCUUUUCGUUCCAGGAAUCGAAAAAGACCCCAAAAGUCAGCCCAAAGUUCUGCAGAGCGUCUUGAACAAAGAGUCGAGGUGAUUUUUUGGAAGAAUUUAACGUUUCCAGUAGAGAAUUUGAGUGGAAUCACUUUUAGAAAAGAAUUCAAGAAUUGAAAAAAAAAAAUCGGAUUUUAGCAUGCUCCUCGGCCAAUCACACAAUUUCUACAAGCAAACACGGGCGGUCAGUUUUCAACGGGGGUCCUGGAAAUUAUAUGGUUUUUUCCAGAAGGAACAGGCUUACAUGGCGCAGAGAAGGUCGUCAGAAGAUACGACCUCGUUUCAUUCGGCUUUUUCUCAACAACUUGUGCGAUUUUUAGUUUUUAGCAUACGUCGGCUGGAUCUCACCCUGGGGUGCGGUCCCCCCUUCGGAAAGUCUUGACUACUCCUUCCCCCAAAGUCUUGGGUCAGUUUUUCAAAGGGGUUGUACGAAGGUCGUCAGAAGACACGACCUCGUCCCCCUUUCAAAAAGUCUUGACUAUUCCCCCUCCAAAAAGACUUGACUACCCCCAAAAAGUCUUGACUAUUCCCCGCCCCCCAAAAAGUCUUGACUAUUCCCCCUUUCAAAAAGUCUUGACUAUUCCCCCUCCAAAAGUCUUGACUACCCCCCAAAAAGUCUUGACUAUUCCCCCUCCAAAAAGUCUUGACUACCCCCCAAAAAAGUCUUGACUAUCCCACCCCCCGAAAAGUUGACUACUCCCCCUUUUUCCUAGUUUUUUUUGAGAAAUAUACCUAGUUGCAGUAAUACUACAGCACCAUAGUACUCCAAGUUACAGUAAUACUACAAUACCACAGUACUCCCAGCUACAGUAAUACUCAUGCUACAUUUGAAAUUGCGAGUAGGACUGUGAUUAUCAUUACUGUAAUGGGUAGUACUGUAACUGGUAGUAAUGUAGCGAAGAAAUCGUGCUGCUGUAGUACUGUAGCACUGUGGUGCUACUUUAAUAGGCACUACUGAGCAGAACUGUAGUUUUACUGUUGCUAGUAUUAUCGUAGCUUGGAGUACUGUAGUUUUACUGUAGCUUGGAUUACUGUAGUUUUUACCAGCCUUCAAAUCGGCCAAGCUUGCCCACAGCUCUGCUUUUCCGGUCCAACAAUGAGUGUUAUGGCCAAUCUUCGAGAAAUUCCCCCUUGACCCGUUUUCUGAAAUAAUUUUUGCAGUAUGGAACACGGUUGACGAAUUCCAAUGAACUGAUGACCACAUAUGGGGAAUUCAUCCACAAUUUGACAAUUUAUCCAACGGGUCAGUUUGAAUAAUCAGCUCAUUUUCAAUCACUCGGGUUUGCAGAACCCAUCAUGCCGCCGUACUUCAGUCAACCUGGCGCCAUCGAAAGCUGGUGCAAGGCUCAUCAACCGCCGGAUUUUAUCCUUGUGAGGAGUUUCAGAGAAUAGUUUACUGCAGAAUUUGAUUGAGAAUGAGAAAAAAAAACCAGAAAGAAGGCAAAAAAUAGGCCCUUGACAGGAAUCGAACUGGGACCUUUUUGACGGUAGUUAGGCUUGAAAUUAUUAUGUUCUUGUUUUUUUCUUGCUUAUUUUGUUUCGAAGAAGCCUGAGAUCCUUGGAAGUUCAGAUAGAAAGAAUAAUCUUCCCAAAUAGAAUUCGAAUCUGUGACUCCGUGUAAGAGGGAAAAGCACAAGAAUUUUCGGCAAAAAUUUAAUUUUACUGGACCGGAUUUGAACCUGUGACUCAUUGAGUCAGAAUCGAACUUUUAGAACUGGAAAAAUUCCUUGUCUCUACCAAUUUUUUUGUCGCUAAUUUACACUGGUUUGAAAAAAACGUUCGAUUCCAGGACCAAGAAAAGCAAGGAGUGAAUGAAGUCCACUUGACAGCCAAAAACAAGGCUCCCAGCGCCAGGAUCAGCUCGCCGGCUGUUCGGAAGAGUCAGGUAAAGCAAAAUGCUUCAAAAAAUUGGCGCUUGAAUAUUUUUCGAGUCUUCAUAGAGUAAAGAGAACUGAAUAACUGUAAAUAGGCGGCAUUUUUUCGUCAAAAGAGGAAUUGUCUCAGAAUCAAAAAAAAAAGAAGAAGUAGAAAAAAAUACAAAUUAGUAGAAGGAUGAACCGAAUGAAACCUAUGAAAUAGCCUCGAAAAAUAUCGGGAGCUUUCAAAUUAUUAAUUUUGUUGUUUUACUUAUAUAUGUAGGCGAUGAACAAGAACUUUUGAAGUUAUAACGAAUCCCCGCCCUUGGCGAACUAGAUGUCCAAACGUGUAGUUGAUCAAGUUGAAAGCAUGGUCUUACGAUCAAUCGCCUCGUUCUUCUGCGCCUAAUUCGUCUCGUUGAACCUUGAUAAGCUCAGAAUGUAGCGAAUGUUGUGCUUGAGCCCGGAGAACGUACUCUAGGUGGAAGCCUCGAAAUGAAAGCGGCCACAUCGAGUCAAUUUCAAUUCAAGAGCUCAAAAUGAGUCGUAAAUGAUAGCCCUCUUGAUAUAUCGAAUGAAGGGCGUGAAGCGGCCGAUCCGAAUAGCGUCCGACCAAAAACGACUUGCGCUUCUGGGCAUUGGAAAGUAUUGUACCAAGUUUCUGCCAUUCCACACGGGUCGCUCUUCAGAAUUUUCAAAUAGUCUCACUUUUAAAACAGUAAGAAAGUACAAAAUAGAGUGUGACACUAUCUGAAACCGAAUAGAAUCCAUAAAAUAGCCUCGAAAAAUAGCGAGAGCUUGAAAUGUUGUUUUCAAAUGAGCCGUUUGAAGAAGAGCCUUGCUCAGCGUUUUUUUUACAUAAGGAAUGAUAGUUCAAAAUUGGAUCAACUUGUAAAAUGAGCCACGGAAAACAGCUUAAGUUCAACUCAAGAGCUCAAAAUGAGUCGUAAAUGAUGGCCCUCUUGAUAUUGACUUUUGUGCUCUACGGAUAACUUUUUCAUUUAUCUUGAUAUAUCGAAUGAAGGGCGUGAAGCGGCCGAUCCGAAUAGCGUCCGACCAAAAAUGACUUGCGCUUGUGCGCAUAGCAAAGUAUUAUACCAAGUUUCAACCAUUCCAUAUGGGUGUCCUUUCAGAGAUUUCAGAUAGUCUCACUUUUAAAACAGUAUGAAAGUACAAAAUAGAGUUUGGCACUAUCUGAAACAUAAUUAAAUCCAUAAAAUAGCCUCGAAAAAUAGCGGAAGCUUGAAAUGUUGUUUUUUAAACGAGCCGUUUGUAAAAGAGCCUUGCACAGCGUUUUUUACAGAAAAAGUGAUACAUUGAAAUUGAAUCAACUCGAAAAAUGAGCCGCGGAAAACAGCUUAAGUUCAAUUCAAGAUCUCAAAAUGAGUCGUAAAUGAGAGCCCUCUUGAUAUUGAAUUUUGUGCUCUACGGCGAAAUUUCUUAUUUAUCUUGAUAUAUCGGAUGAUUGGCGUGUAGCGGCUGGUUAAAAUAGCGCCCGACCAAAAACGACUUGGGCUUGUGCGCAUAGCAAAGUAUUAUACCAAGUUUCAACCAUUCCACAUGGGUCUCCUUUUAGAGAUUUCAGAUAGUCCCACAGUCUACUUUUAGAAAGGUAAGGAAGUAUAAAAUAGAGUGUGACAUUAUCUGAAACAGAGUUAAAUCCAUAAAAUAGCCUCGAAAAAUAGCGAGAGCUUGAAAUGUUGUUUUUAAAUGAGCCGUUUGAAGAAAAGCCUCCUUCAGCGUUUUUUGCAGACAUUUUGACAGUGAGAAAUUCAAUUUCCUUGUAAAAAUCGCCAUGACAAGAAGCUACAGUUUGAAGAUGGCAGCCGUUUUGAGAUUGACUUUUGUGCUCUACUGAUAACUUUCUUAUCUUGAUAUAUUGAAUGAAUGGCGGUUAGCGGCUGAUUCAAAUAACGCCCGACCAGAAACGACUUGCGCUUUUGGCUAUUGAAAAAGUCAAGUUUACUUAAUUCCAUGCGCGUCUUCAAGAUUACUAGAAUGAACCGUGGGGAGAAAUAAAUCUCAUUUUUUCAGCCCAACGACACGCAGGAAGAGUUUGAAAGUCCGAAUGUUAGGACCAAAUCUCCGCACCAGCUCCACAAACAACGAAGAGUUUCCGUGAAUGGAGUCGCAGCUUCUUCUGUCAAUGUUCGUGAAGAAGUAUUCCUGGAAAAAUCACCCCGAUUUUACUUGGGGACAACGUUCAGUGAGGAUGACUGUUAGAGCAUUUGUCUCAUAAGAAAAAAAGACUGAAUAGUCCAGAUUUUUUUUCUGAGGGUGCAAGAACAACCUUAUCAAAUUCUCAGCUUUCCUGCGUUGGCUUCAGAUUUUUUGGAUGGAUAGUCUGGAAAGUCGCAUUUUCUAGAUUUUCUUCUCCCCACUGGCCUUGGAAGCUUGUGAACGGCUGCUGACGACCACAACAAAUGCGAUUUCCGGAACGAAUCCCUGUCUUCUCGUUCAAAUGUGCUACCGGGACUGUGUCCUCCGAAAACAUCGACAACCGCUCAUUGAGCCACUUUUUAGUGAUGGUGGGUUGUAGCAAGGCUACGGCUCCAAAUUGAAAAAAGCUCUAAAGACAUAGCACACCUUUAAGGAAUUACGAUAAGACUCACCUUAAGAAAACAUGCUGGAAAAAAAAAAAAUCAAGUUCCUCGAACGUCAUUUGCGCUCUAUAGAUAAACAUUAUGCUUACGGAUUCCAAAGUGGUCCCUAUAGAGGUUAAGGGGGAAAAACCAGCCCUAUGGAGGCCGAAAAAGUGGCCCCUAUAGGGGUAAAAUUAAGGUGGACCCUAUAGGGGUAAAAUUAAGGUGGACCUUAUAGGGGUUCAGGUAGCACGUAGCCCCUAAAGCUCAAGUGGUCCCUAUAGGGGCCUCUCAAUUUCAUUCAAAAAAGGUCAAUUUUUUAGUUUUUGCAUGGAAACGCUUCUUCGCUUUGAAUUCAGUUAAGAAAGAAAAAUAUCGACUAACAUGUCCCCUAUAGAGGCCACUAACUAAAACCACUAUAAGGACCACUUCUGAAAGCUUUAAUGGCCCCUAUAGGGGUUGGCAAUGGUCUUUAUAGGGGACCCUCCAAGGGUCCCUAAGGUUGUCCCUAAAUGGACCACUCUAGAGUUCCUAAGUAGGUUCUCUUAUUACUCUGUUUUUCAUAACGAAAAUCGAGCCUCCCCCGCCCUCACAAAAGUUUCUAAACAACUCAAUUUUUAAAAAUUUAUUCAAAUUCAACCUUACGAAAAAAAAAUUGAUAGUCAUGAUGAAUUUUGAAAGGUAGCUAGUUAUCCUGUUGAACGAUAGACACAAGAAUCAGUUUUUCAGAAAGAAAAUUCCUUUUUUUCUUUCCAGACGAAACGCCCACAGAGCUUGACAUCGCCGUUGACUUGCCUCAGAUCCGAAUGGGACUUUUCCAAUGUGGAUUCAGAAAACAUUUGUCGACGAAUAUGGUCAACGACGAGACGAUCACCGCCAAUUUGGCCCUUGUUCUUGUUGACAGGUGAGAAAUCGCCUCGAAGCGUCAUCGAAAAGCCCAACUUUAGAGCUUGGAUCCUAUCAAAAACGGUGGCCACAACGGAAAUGCCGACGACGAUGUAUCAGCUAAAUUUCAACGUCCUGACAGCCCAGUUGUUGCAGGUCCGGAGGAAAAAUCCUGAAAAGUUUCUGAAUCACUCAAAAAUCAUGCCUCAACUCUAAGCUUUUUGAUGCUAAUGAGCCAAGUCGUUUCUGGUCGGACGCACUUAAAUGAGUAGAAAUUUAAAAUGGGACUGCCGUGCUUCAAGUAGUAUCAUUUCAAGCACAUGAUAUUCUAUUAAAAUUCAAAAUUAUUGAAGUUUAUGGGGGGUUUUUUUUUCUGAUUUGAUUACUUACUGAUUUUUCGAGUGAUUUUUGGGAUUUGAAAGGAUCUAGGCGUCUUUGGCAGGCGCCCUCAGCCAUUUCAAAUGCGGACAGAUUUUUUAUAUUUUUCAAAAAGUCGAUCAUCAUCUCUGUUUACAGGGAGAUGAAAAUUUACGCAAGUCUAACUGAUUUUAAAAUUUUUGGUCGCAUUUGAAAUGGCUUGAAGUUUAGCGACCGCGCUGCAUCUCUUAAGGCUUGAUCUCAUUUUUUUUUUUGGUCGCAUUUGCAAUGGCUAACGUUUAGCGGCCGCACUGCGUCUCUUAAGGCUUAGUCCUAAAAUUUUUGGUCGCAUUUGAAAUGGCUUGAAGUUUAGCGGCCGCGCUGCAUCUCUUAAGGCUUGAUCUCAUUUUUUUUUUGGUCGCAUUUGGAAUGGCUCCACGUGGAGCCGCCAUGCUGCGUCUCUUAAGGCUUAGUCCCAAAAUUUUAUGGUCGCAUUUGGAAUGGCUCAAAGUUUAGCCAUCACGUUGCGUCUUUAAAGGCUUAGUUCCAAAUUGUUAUGGUCGCGUUUGGAAUGGCUCCACGUGGAGUUUAGCGAUCGCGCUGCGUCUCUUAAGGCUUUAUCCAAAUGAGCAAGAUCUACUACUUUCAAGUAUUGACCUAAAAUGAGAAACAAGCCCGCAAUUGAAAUGAAUUCUGAAUUUUUCAGCUGACAAGAAGAGACGGCCCAGAUUUUUCCGGUCAUGGAUCCGUGACGACCUGUGUCAAUUGGGAUAGUUGUGCGAUUGCUAGCAGGUUUAUUUCUGAAUCUCUGGAGCUUUUUAAAUUAUUUUCUGAUUCACAGAAUGAAAAAUUGCGAGCCGAGGGUCGUUUUGGACUUUAACGUCCCGGACGUAUCUAUUUUGCUGGAAAGGAAAGCUGUUCUUGUGGUUUUUUGUGUCUCUUUCAUUGAUUUUAUAACAUUUUGCUCAGCAAGCCCACGCUCGUCCACUAGCCACCACGCCGGUUCAAACACCGACCACGCCAGUGAAUCUGAACUCUCCCGCCGAAAAACCGUCACGACUUUCUGCCGUUUUCGGUGGCGCUUCUGCGGAGAAAGCGGCGGAAAAAGUGCAGCCGCCGUCGACGCCAACGCCUCAAGCGUCUCAGAAAAAGGCUCCGCUUAGGGUCUUGCGACUGUCGCAUGAACAUGUCGUUAGGGUGAGGAGUGAAAAUCGAUAAAAGACAAAUUUUGAAGCAGUGGUGGAGAAAUGGAACCUUUAAAGGGGGCGAUAUUCAACAUAUGUGAGGGGUUAUACUGUUAUAUACCCACCCCCGUUUUCAUUUCAAAGCCGACGUAGGUUAUUAUUCCCAUCUUCAUAAAUCGCUGACUAGGGAGCCAGGGCCCGAAACCGCAACGCCAAAAAACGCCAUUGGAAGAGAAUAGAACGCGGAAAAGUUUGAAUCUUCUAAAAUGGCGGGCACAGUGCGCCCGGGAGUGCCCCUCCAUUCUACUACCUCUAUUUUGAAGUAUUAGAUAGAAAAGUGAAAAGAUGGUUGUGUGAAAUUCUACGGAACAGUCGGUCUUCUUUAAUGAUCACUUUAAAGAAAACUACUAGAGUGACCACUUAUGUCUACUGAUUGCUUAAGGGAGAUCGACCCCUCCGUUUGUUUAGAGUUAUAAAGCCGAUUCACGGCCAGCUUGAGGCUCAAAAGGGCGUGGCCUGUCUGCGCUCUCCACCUGUUAGGCACUGUCUCGUGCAUUAUCGUGUCAGGACCCUUUUUUCGAUAGGUCAAGCCAGUCGUGGUCAGCUAUAGUUGAAACGAAUAAAAGUUCUCAAAGUGCUUUUCAGCGUCGUUUGCAAUGAAAUGUACGGUUUCGACUAGUUUUGGUGAUUUUCUGAGCUUCAACUCGCAUAUCUAUUCCUAAGUUUGUCCUAAAAAGCCCUAAGACAGAAUAAUAGGAAAGAACUGAUAAGGAAUGCCGAGGGAAGCCUGACCUUGCGCGAUAUAAAAGAAAAAAGUGCUUCGAAAGUAAUUCUCCGCGCAUUCUUGAAAGGAUAUUUUAAGUUAGGACUUUUUCAAAAACCCAGGAUGAAGCAAAAAAACACGAUUACCUAUUUUUGAGAUAAAAAAUUGAGAAAUUUUUUUAGGUUGUGGUUGGCUCGGUGAACGCUUCGGUGGUGAUGGCCCGGCCUCAAGAAAUGACUGCAGGCGACGAGUUUCCGAUUUAUGAAGCCCUGUCUCCAGUUAUCAUCUCUUGGCUUUCGGUUGUCGAUAAUUUCGUCUACGUUGUCGAGAAGGUAGAAAUCCGUUUCUGAAGGGAUUUGACUUUAGGUUGGGAAUCGGAACUUCAAAUUUGGAGCAUUAUUUUACAUCUUGUGCCUGGAUUUCUGCAGAAAUUCCAAAAAAUACUUGAAGAAUGUUUUAGAAAAGUUGAUUUUUGUGCUUUUUCCUACUCAUUUUUCGAAUGGUUUUUGUGUUGCUAGUCGUUUUUUCGAUUUUCAAACGCUAGAAAAUAGCGCUGUUAUGCCCUAAUUUGCGUAUUUUGCGGACUUUGAAGGUCCAUAACUCGAAAACUAGGGGGGUAAAAACGUUCCCUAGUGAAAGAAGCACACAAUUUUGAAAAUUCCACCUUUUUACCUGAAUUUUUUGCCCUCAAUGCUCUUAUUUUGAGCUCGCCCAUGACUUGGAGUGCUGGAGAAACGUCGCCAUGGCGAAAAUCUUGAAAUUGGCCCUCGAUUGUACCGAUGACAAAGUGGUUUGUUUGAAAAUAAAAAGUCAAAAAAGUACUGAUCCAUGAUUUUUAGGCGGUAAAAUGCGGGAAAAAUCGGAUGUUGGCUGUGAAAGUUUUGGGAAAACAUCAGGCCAGCUGCGCGUCUUGCCUCCUUCUCCACACGCUUUUCAGGUUAACCUGAUCGUUUUCCACAAUUUUAUUGAACUUUUCUGGUUUCAAGAUGGUUCGCCUAUUCACAAGCGGCGCCAAUCGCUCAGUGCUCCUCGAUAUGUAUCCGAAACGAAUUCGAGCCGUCGAGAACCAGAAAAACCGCCCUGAUGGCUUUGCUCAGCCAUUGGCAGCCCGAUAUUGGCCGACAUUUGAAGGUGCCUGAAAUCGGUCUGAAACUCAAUAGAAGUUAUGACGAACUAUUUGAAGGUUUUGAAAGUGGUUCUAUUGUUCGAGUUUUUCGAAGUUUCAUAGCUUUUUCCUUUGCAAAUUUUUCUCCUGAAUCCAAAAUUUUGAUUGUCGACUCUCAUUUAGAGGAACCAACGCUGUUAAAUCAUUUUUUGUUCCAAAAUUUCCCUUUAGUAAAAUAAAACUUGUAGUGGGAAAUUUUUUAGUGGCUACUAUAUUUCUUUGACGUUUUAGUGGCCACUGUAGUAGUCAAUUUAGUGGCCACUGUAGUAGUCAAAUUAGUGGCCACUUAAGAGGUUAACAAUUAGGGGCCACUAUAUAGGUCUAAGUGCUACUACUAGAGCACUAAAAGGUUUAGUGGCCACUUAAGGGGUCAAUGGAUCAACAUAACUGGUCCAAUCGGUUUGUUUUAAAAUUAUCAGAGUUACUGAAAGGAAUACUGAAUGAAAAACUACUGAAGUGGCCACUAAAUAGAUAAUUUCUAUAGUGGCUACUAAAACGGAAAAUGGUUGCCACUAUAGAGGUGGGUUUAGUGGUCACUUCAGUGUCCUCUCCAAGUAGUCCUUGGCGAGUCUCUAUAGUGGCCACUAAUAAUUUUUCCCAGUUUUUUGAAAGUGUCUGCGUUAUUUUCGAGUUUCAUCACUGUUUGGCUGUAGAAUAAGCUUGAAAUGUUGUCCUCGGCUCGUUCAACACUAAAAUAUCGAUUUAUCUUUUUUUUUUUCUCAAUGAGACUAGGCCCACUAGAUCAGAGUUUUCCGAUGUGCUUUAUUAAGAAAAAAAUUUUUUUUCACAUAUGCUUUGGAGAAAAUGAAUAGAAAAAUCCAAAAAAACCCCUAACUUUCUCAGCUUGUGUCCUACGACGAAGCAAGCAAGUUCAAAGUGAACCGAAUACCCGGAAAAAAGCGGGAGAACAGCGCUGACGAGAUUUCGAUCGACAGCAAAAAUGGGAAGAAAGAGACGAAGAAGGAGACGAAAAUCAUCGUUGAGGAACCAAAGUACUGAACUUCGGACGGAAGUUUCGGAUCCAAGAACUGCUUUAGGGGCCUUCGGAACUCGCUGGAAAAACUGACGCCGCCAAUGUUGAGGAGACGAGGCAAUCGGAAGAAAGGAGGGCAGGACGAGGAGGACGACGGCGGGGCCAUCCUGGAGGAGGGCUUCGACCAGACGCCCGGGCAGACCUACGUUCCGCCCGUUUUCAUCGAGAAGGUUCGUUUGGCAGUGGUCAAGGUUGAUUGGAUUGAAGGAAAAGCGUUUUGGGAAGAUUUAGGGCUGAUAAAAUAAAAAAUGCGACUUAUACAAGAUUUUUAACUUUUUGAACCGUUUUCAAACUUGAAACUUUUCCACCUGGAACCUAUCAAACCCUAGAGGGCCCACUAAAGCUUGCAGAAGUGGUCCCUAUAGGGAUUUCAGUUAGUGAUCCUGUAAAAACUCUUUUUAUGAACGCUAUGCGAAGAAGCAUUUUCAUGCAAAAAACUGAAUACAGAAACGUUUUUUUUUUUGGAAUAAAUUUAAAAGACCCCUAUAGGGUCCACUUGAGCUUGAGGGGCUUAGGGAUAAACCCCAUAUAGGGUUCAUCUUGAUUUUACCCCUAUAGGGACCACUUUUUCGUCCUCUAUAGGGGGAGGGGUGAAGUCAGGUUAGCGAAGGCAGUCAUCGUGUUGAAUCAGAAAGAAAGUCAGGAGCUUCUUUAAUUACAGCCUGAAACCGGGAGUGUUUUGAGUGAAAAUUUUGCAAUGUGAAUUUCCCAGAUGCACGCCGAGCACGAGGACAUGUCCCGAAAGAAGUUUGAAGAGUUCGACCGGAUGAUGGAGAUGGACGACGAGAGCAGCAACGACGGCACGUCGAGGAUGACCAACGCCCAGAACAACGAGCCCAAAGUGGACGAACAGAAGAGUUGCUCCAAAAAACCUCCCGGAAGACGUCAAAAGAACUUUCAGUGGACCUCUACACCUGGAUGCGCAACGCUCAGAAGGAGAAGCCGUACCGCGCCAAAGCCGCCGGCGAGAACAUCCUCUCGGAAGUGGACGCCGCCAAAGACUACGUCAAUCCGAUGGACAUCCAACAGAAGGCCUUCUUCUACUCCCUCUACAGAUGGGCCCGUCUGGAAUGGUUCGCCCUGGAUGACGUUGUCGUCGAUCGGAUCAGCAUGGAAUAUUCGGCGAUUCUGAAGGAGAUCGACGUCAAAAUGCUGGCCAAAAGGUGUGUUGAGGAGUACGGUGGGGGGUUUUUUGGGUUACUGUAGCAUUUAUUCAGAAUUUGACCGCGGAACUGUACCACAUUCAGAUUUCGACCUAAUCUCGAAUUUUUCUAUUGGAAGCUUUUCUAAUUCUACAUGUGUUCUUACUCAGAUAUUGAGAUUUUUGGUUACUGUAGAAGCUCAAGCUUACGGUAUUAAAAAUCAAUAGUCACAAAAAAUAAUUUUAUUUUUUAAUUGCGAUGAAACUUCAUCCAGUGUGAUACCCCAUCAUCAGAAAUGCGGACACAACUUUUUGAACCAUUCCCUCCUAUUGUAGCCGGGUUACGGUAGGUCAAUCACCACCUGCGUAUCUAAGAAUUAAUGAGUUUUUUAUGGGCGAGUUGUAUAUCAAUCGAUAGGUAUUGCAAUUUUGAAAAAAUUUUUAGUACAUUCAUUAUUAGGUUACUGUAGAAAUUUUUUGAGAUACGGUACUUUUUGUGUUUGGGAUGAUUUUCAUGGAGCUUUGAUCUAGUUGGAAAAGAGGAAGUCUUUUCAGUGUACGGUUUUUUCAUUGAAAAUUCCGAGACACUGUUGAUACGGCUACUGUGAUGAAAGGAUUACGGUAGGCAUUUUAAAAAUUGAUGUAGGAAUUUUUUCUAUGAGACAACUUUGAGGAAUCGUUUCAGUAGUCUAGGUGUUCUUUAUAAAAAUUGGUUUCUGUAAGGUUUUAGUUGGAAGAGAGCUUACUGUAGGCAAUACAGUAGGAUUUUUACAAUAAGGGGUGGCCCUAUUCGCUACAGUAUCCUUUCUCUUACAGUACCUUAGGUUCUUUCCUCUUUUUUUUUUGGAUUUUUCGAUAUUUUGGUCUUACAAGGAAGUUCUAGUGAUCCUAAAAAAAAAACCAACAUGGAAACUAGCUAAAAAUCCCACAGAGUUACCACGAAAAGAGUUUAUUGAUUCUUUAUGGAGCUCUUUUCAUUCAGAGUGAAAAGCUCAACGGAUCAGAGCCGUCAGUUCAUCACACCGGCUCAACAUCAAGUGAUGCUUCUCCGAAACGCCGUCGUCAGUGGACAACUACUUUGGCAACUGGAAAGAGAUGAGAAACGAAGGCUACCCUUGAGUGGCAAGGUUUUGAAAAGCCAGAACCGAAAAUUGACAGGAUUUUCAUUCCAGUGGACCGUCAACUACACGGGUAACGUGGAAAACGUCCGAUUUCUGAUCGGUCUCGCGACGGUUUCCCUUGGAAAGGAGCUGUCUUUGGUCCUUCAGGCGGCUUCUGAGGCUCAUGCCGAAAUGAAGAAACUUGUCGCGGUUGCCAGGGUUCGUAUAAAGGAGAAAAAUUAACAAAAGCGAGAGAGCGUUAGAGGCGAGGAGACGCAGAUUUAUCUCUUUCUCAGGCCUCUCUCGAGCUCUCACGAUCUAUGGCUCGUUAAGUAUGAGCUCUCUUUCUUUCGACACCUACUAUUGUUUCCGUAAAUAGAGUCCGUUUUUUUGCGACUUGAAAGGGCGGGACUUCUCUGCGCUCUCCUCGUCUCUGGGCGAACCUCUCAUGUUAACGUGCUAUUUUCAUGGUUCUCUGACCUUGCCGGUAUGGGAACAGAGAGACGCAGACACUCGAAAACUGUCGGACGGACUAUAUAGUCAAUAAAUAGAAAUCGAAAACUAAAAAUAAUUUGUGAGCUACAGAUUGCUUGAAAUGAGGAGACGCAGUAAUGUAUUUUUCUCGAACCUCUCUCUAGCUCUCAUGCUCUCUCGCUGAAAGUUCGAGGCCCAAUUUUUAAAUCAGUAAUUCUUCCCAAAUCAAGCUUGAAUUUUUGAAUUUCGCUAGAGAAGAAAAGGAGACGAUCGUUUGAGCUGAGAGAAGCAGAUUUCUUGAGUUUCAUUUGAUUUUUAAAACACGGUCGUUUCAAUUUUGAUGGACAUGUUUCAAACUCUCAAUACAUUAAAUUUAAGACCCCGAGAAUCAAUCGAAUGCCCCCGAUUGUCUACGCCCAAGCGGCUGAAUGGGACGAUAAGGUUUUACCCGAAAAAUAACACAUCUUCGUUUUUGAAUUCAUCAGGUUCUGGAAAUGACCCGUGACUAUGAGAAGCAUCUCCAAAGAAUGACGAAAAGCGAUCAGGAAGGUUUAUUCUUCAGAGAAAUAUGAUCUGAAGAAAAUUAUGGAUUUUCAGCCAAAGUUCAAACGGUUGUGAACGGAACGGUGAGUGUGACGUCAGUGAUGUUGGAGUCGAUGCUGACGGACCUCUACGUGUCCGUCAUGAUCCACAAAAUCGACCUGUCCCAGUCGAAACGGCCGCCCGAAGCGAUCCGCAGCCAAACUUCGGUGACGAACACUGGCGCCAAUGUCACCGCCUCACACGACGACAAGAAGGCCACGCUAACGGUAGGAAUGAAAGCAAAUGCGCUCCACGGACAAUCUCCAAGGAGAACUGGAAAAAUUGGCCAAGGAAGGCAGGAGCGCAUAAGAUUUUGACUUUGAGUAGGAUUUUUGAGUCAGAGAAUAUCUAGGAAGCUUGAAAGAAGAAUUUUGACGCGGCUAUUCUUCUGUAGGCCUAAAAAGUAAUAAUUUCCGAUUUUCAGAGGAAGCAAACGACUCCGAUCUCCGUCUCGGCCAGCCAUAUUGACGAUAUUUUGCUAUCUUUGUCGUAAGUUUCUCUGAAAAUUGAGCUCAAAGGAGAAGAAGCUUCCUCCUGAGUAGACACCUGAUAGGAGAAGCUGAAAUACAAGGGGUGUCCUCAAGCAAAAUUGACCUCGUGUAGUCCAUUUGAAUGACGAGACCGUCAAAAAGCAAGGGCCUUCCGAAGAAAAAGUCACUGAGCUAUUACUAUUGGGUCGGUAGGGGGCUGAUUAGGUUUUUUGGAAAGCCGAAGACUCUUUUUACAAGAUUUCUGAUUGAAAAUCGACUUUUUUAUUUGAAAAUAUGAUUUUUCGAAUCUGACGCAUACAUGGGAUGAGCAUGACUGGCAACAUUUUUCUUUUUUCCGAUUUAUUUAUUUAUUUAUUUAUUUCUCACUCAAACACAAAAAUACAAAUACAGAACAGAAAGUAGUAUUUCCGAUCACUUUUAACUAAGAAAAAAUCGCUUCUGCUAACCAAAUGAACCUUGUAAAAUGAGCCGUUAUUUAUUUUUUUACCUUAUUUUCGGAUUCAGCACCAUCGAAUUAGUCUAGCUCGACCUUUCAAUGCCAAAUGUUGGGCGAAUAGGCUCUAGAGAGUUACUUGGUACCUGAGGCCAACCUUCCGCCCUUUUUCAGGUCCCACCAAGAUUAUCCCAUGUAUGAUAUGAAGAGAACAAUUUCCAUUUUCACGAUUUUCGGUUUUUUGCUCACAAGUCUGGUCUGACUCAAGCAAAUACGUUCUGCUCCCAGGAAUGAGUUACUGCAGAGCUAUUUCAAAUCUGUGCGAAGUUUCAAGUCAUUUGAUGCACUUUCAGAGAAGUUAUGCUCGAAUAACCACUUGGAAAUACCUUUAUAGCCAGUACUAUUAGAACCAGAUUGACCUAAUCACCAUGAAUGUUUUUUUCCAGCCGAGCUUCGCUAACCCUGAGCGAAGCGGACAGCGCCAGCAAGAAAUCCGACAUUUUCCGCUGCACUCUGAACACGAGCAGCUUGAACUUCUACCGACGGCUCAAGUCGAACUCGGUGCGGAACAAGCAGCCCAAAAACGCCAAGGGAGACGGAAGAAAUUCGAAGAUCGAGACGUGGAUCACGCUGAAAUUUGGCGCGUUGGAUGGGGUCAUGCCGAUGGCGGCUCAUUCUCUGCACGAUGUCGUCAUGAGGCAUGGCAAGGAGGUGGGCUCGAAAAAUAGCCGUGCGGAAUGGGCUCCGAAAACAGCCGUCGCAAUGAAAAUUUGGCCGCAAAAAAUAACCAGAAUUUUUCUGUUUGAAAGCAGAGCCGUGCAGAACUCUAAAGUUCCAAAAAUAGGAUAUCCAAGCUUCAAAAAUAGCCUUCAGAUCUUAGGAAUUCCAGAGUGAUCCCUAUAGGGAUUAAGGGAAAAACAGCCCCUAUGUGGGACAAAAAAGAAGUGCCUACAGGGGUCCUUCAAUUUUGUGAUCUGACUGAAAGUUUGAAAGAUAAACUUGAUCGAUUUACCCUCUGUUAUCAUUUUUAAAGUGGUCCCUAGAGGGACUCUAAGGUUUCCCCUAUAGGGACCACUCUAGAGUUUCUAAGAACCCCUUGAGAAAAUUUUUUCAAGAAUAGCCGCAUAGGAAAAAAUACUUCAAAAUGAUUUUUUCUCAAGCUUUUUUUUUUGGGUGGAAAUAAUAGUUGAAAUAAAUCACAUUUUGCAUGAAAUUCCAGCUGGAACAGCAACUGAACCGACUGGCGGCUCAACCGGCUGGAACCACGCCAACAACGACGCCGACCGUCGACUCCGCCACCGUUCUCAAACCGAGGAGCAGUGUUCAGGAGGAGGUAUUGGGGAGCAUCACCUGAGAUCCUUUCCUAGAUCGGAAGCUUAUUUGAGCUUCUAGACUUCGAAAUGAAAAAUCGGAGUGUGCAGGCUCCUUAUUCGGACUUGAUAUCAGUACAAAGUUUUUUUUUCUUGCAAGUUUGACAUCUAAACUUGGGCUUGUGCUCUUGGCAAUAGAUUUUUUGAACCUCAAGCUGAUCCCAGUCAACGGAACUACCCCUAGAACCUCAAACAUCUUCAGAAUCUUUCCCAGGAAUCGACCCAGAAGCCCACGCCCCAACAGUCGAUGCCACCGUCGCACGAGGCCUUCUCGAUUCUUCAGCCGAUUCCGGCGACCUCCUCGACGACCACCGCUUUGUUCUCACACCGACGGACGCCUUCCGCCGCCUUCCCUCAUCCCCAGCAGUUGGCUCUGAACAGAAGAACUCCCAUCGCUGUGGUCAACUUUGUUCUGGAUGUGAGUAGUGAAGAUAGAACGGAUUAUACUCAUUUAGCCAUUCCAAAUGCGACCAGGGUGUUCCAACUCAUAAAAAACCAGCUUCUGGACUUUGAUGAACUCAAAAUUACAAGUUUCAGGUCGCCAGCAUCGAAAUGAACAUCCAGCUUCUGCCGAGCCUCCAGGCCAAGUACCGGAUCAACAGGGCUUCAAGCGCCGGCGUCACCGGAAACCAGGCCAACUGGAACGUCAUCAUCGAUGAGCACUUCUUCGAGUUUUGCGUGACGGCGAUGAGCGGCCAAACGGAGACUUUCCGGCUUCAAUUGCCCUCCGUCAAGUGCUUCGGAAAAUAUACGGUGAGAAUCAUCGAUGGGCCAAUUUCUUCUUCGGUAUUUUCUAAGACUUGAAAAUCAUGCUGAAGAGAAGUUUGGGCUGAAAAUCCCACCCCGGCCUUUUGCGAGAGAAAAAAUGUUCCAAAAUGUAAUAAGUUUGCGGUGGGAUUCCAGAGUGGCCCCUAUAGGGGAUCAGGGGAAAACAGCUCCAAGUUCAUAGAAAAUAUCGACUAACUCGUCCCCUAUAGAGGCCACUAAUAAAAACCCCUAUAGGGACCACUUUUGCAAGCUUCAGUGACCCUUGAAGGGUUUAGUGGUCCCUAGAGACGACCCUCGAAGGGCCCUAAGGUUGCUCCUAAAAGGACCACUCUUCCUCCCCACAGUGGGAUCCAGCCGAAGUAUGUAGAAAAAUCCGUUCCAUUGAUAAAUCUGGAAAAUGUUCGAGUUUUCCAGGUCGAACAAGGUACCGACAAGAACAAGCCGAGCACUGAUAAGAAGCUCUUGUACAGGGAGGGCGGAUUUUUGCAGACUACCGUCGUUUUGGGUUUUUUUCAAGGAAAUGUAGGGAAAAAAUCAGAAAUUGAAGGCCAUGUCAAUCAUACUUUCACCACGGACUUGCUCAACCAGCUGCUCUUCGCCGAGCAGUCGUUCCGAUCUGAAUUCACCUCCUUGAUUAAUCGGUUAGUUUUGGCAGGGGGUCAAGGAAAGAGACUUUAAAACUUCAUAUUUUGAAAGUCUUGAAGUUGCUAAACGCGUAGUGGUGAGGGGAUAAAUCAAAGAAAAUGGACAAAUUUUGAAAAAUAGCCUUUGGGGAGAUCGAACUAAACCUCACUAUAAUGAUUAAAAAUUCAUAAUUAUUGACGGAAAGGCCUUUUGAGUUUGGCUUGAAGCGAUGCGGUUGCGUAGCGGAUCAAAAAUACCUUCUUUGGAAUGGCUUGCGGUUUUAAAGUUUUGCUUGACAACGGACGUGUCUUGAGCGUUUCAAGUGACCACUUUAGUAGCGUCAGCACUCUUAAGUGAUCCCUUGAAUUGCCCAGAAAUGUUCGGAGCACGUCCGUUUCGCGUUACCAAUGUCCGAGUACGCAAAACGGACCUGCCGGGCGUUUCUAGUGACCACUUUAGUAGCGUCAGUGCUCUUAAGUGAUCCCUUGAAUUGCCCAGAAAUGUUCGGAGCACGUCCGUUUCGCGUUACCAAUGUCCGAGUACGCAAAACGGACCUGUCCGGGCAUUUCUAGGGACCACUUUAGUAGCGUCAGUACUCUUAAGUGAUCCCUUGAAUUGCCCAGAAAUGUUCGGAGCACGUCCGUUUCGCGUUACCAAUGUCCGAGUACGCAAAACGGACCUGCCGGGCGUUUCUAGUGACCACUUUAGUAGCGUCAGUGCUCUUAAGUGAUCCCUUGAAUUGCCCAGAAAUGUUCGGAGCACGUCCGUUUCGCGUUACCAAUGUCCGAGUACGCAAAACGGACCUGUCCGGGCAUUUCUAGGGACCACUUUAGUAGCGUCAGUACUCUUAAGUAAUCCCUUGAAUUACACAGAAACGUUCGGAAGACGUCCGGUUCGCGUUACCUAUUUCCGAGUACGGAAAAAUGGACCGGUCCGGGAAUUUCUAGGGAUCACUUUAGUAGCGUCAGUACUCUUAAGUGAUCCCUUGAAUUGCCCAGAAAUGUUCCGAGCACGUCCGGUUCGCGUUACCUAUGUCCGAGUACGCAAAACAGACCUGUCCGGGCAUUUCUAGGGACCACUUUGGUAGCGUCAGUGCUCUUAAGUGAUCCCUUGGAUUACACAGAAACGUUCGGAAGACGUCCGUUUCGCGUUACCUAUGUCCGAGUACGCAAAACAGACCUGUCCGGGCAUUUCUAGGGACCACUUUAGUAGCGUCAGUACUCUUAAGUGAUCCCUUGAAUUACACAGAAACGUUCGGAGCACGUCCGUUUCGCGUUACCAAUGUCCGAGUACGCAAAACGGACCUGCCGGGCGUUUCUAGUGACCACUUUAGUAGCGUCAGUGCUCUUAAGUGAUCCCUUGAAUUGCCCAGAAAUGUUCGGAGCACGUCCGUUUCGCGUUACCAAUGUCCGAGUACGCAAAACGGACCUGUCCGGGCAUUUCUAGGGACCACUUUAGUAGCGUCAGUACUCUUAAGUAAUCCCUUGAAUUACACAGAAACGUUCGGAAGACGUCCGGUUCGCGUUACCUAUUUCCGAGUACGGAAAAUGGACCGGUCCGGGAAUUUCUAGGGAUCACUUUAGUAGCGUCAGUACUCUUAAGUGAUCCCUUGAAUUGCCCAGAAAUGUUCCGAGCACGUCCGGUUCGCGUUACCUAUGUCCGAGUACGCAAAACAGACCUGUCCGGGCAUUUCUAGGGACCACUUUGGUAGCGUCAGUGCUCUUAAGUGAUCCCUUGAAUUACACAGAAACGUUCGGAAGACGUCCGUUUCGCGUUACCUAUGUCCGAGUACGCAAAACAGACCUGUCCGGGCAUUUCUAGGGACCACUUUAGUAGCGUCAGUACUCUUAAGUGAUCCCUUGAAUUACACAGAAACGUUCGGAGCACGUCCGUUUCGCGUUACCAAUGUCCGAGUACGCAAAACGGACCUGCCGGGCGUUUCUAGUGACCACUUUAGUAGCGUCAGUGCUCUUAAGUGAUCCCUUGAAUUGCCCAGAAAUGUUCGGAGCACGUCCGUUUCGCGUUACCAAUGUCCGAGUACGCAAAACGGACCUGUCCGGGCAUUUCUAGGGACCACUUUAGUAGCGUCAGUACUCUUAAGUAAUCCCUUGAAUUACACAGAAACGUUCGGAAGACGUCCGUUUCGCGUUACCUAUGUCCGAGUACGCAAAACGGACCUGCCGGGCGUUUCUAGUGACCACUUUAGUAGCGUCAGUGCUCUUAAGUGAUCCCUUGAAUUGCCCAGAAAUGUUCGGAGCACGUCCGUUUCGCGUUACCAAUGUCCGAGUACGCAAAACGGACCUGCCGGGCGUUUCUAGUGACCACUUUAGUAGCGUCAGUGCUCUUAAGUGAUCCCUUGAAUUGCCCAGAAAUGUUCGGAGCACGUCCGUUUCGCGUUACCAAUGUCCGAGUACGCAAAACGGACCUGUCCGGGCAUUUCUAGGGACCACUUUAGUAGCGUCAGUACUCUUAAGUAAUCCCUUGAAUUACACAGAAACGUUCGGAAGACGUCCGGUUCGCGUUACCUAUUUCCGAGUACGGAAAAUGGACCGGUCCGGGAAUUUCUAGGGAUCACUUUAGUAGCGUCAGUACUCUUAAGUGAUCCCUUGAAUUGCCCAGAAAUGUUCCGAGCACGUCCGGUUCGCGUUACCUAUGUCCGAGUACGCAAAACAGACCUGUCCGGGCAUUUCUAGGGACCACUUUAGUAGCGUCAGUACUCUUAAGUGAUCCCUUGAAUUACACAGAAACGUUCGGAAGACGUCCGUUUCGCGUUACCUAUUUCCGAGUACGCAAAACGGACCUGUCCGGGCAUUUCUAGGGACCACUUUGGUAGCGUCAGUGCUCUUAAGUGAUCCCUUGAAUUGCCCAGAAAUGUUCCGAGCACGUCCGUUUCGCGUUACCUAUUUCCGAGUACGGAAAAUGGACCGGUCCGGGAAUUUCUAGGGAUCACUUUAGUAGCGUCAGUACUCUUAAGUGAUCCCUUGAAUUGCCCAGAAAUGUUCCGAGCACGUCCGGUUCGCGUUACCUAUGUCCGAGUACGCAAAACAGACCUGUCCGGGCAUUUCUAGGGACCACUUUAGUAGCGUCAGUACUCUUAAGUAAUCCCUUGAAUUACACAGAAACGUUCGGAAGACGUCCGGUUCGCGUUACCUAUUUCCGAGUACGGAAAAUGGACCGGUCCGGGAAUUUCUAGGGAUCACUUUAGUAGCGUCAGUACUCUUAAGUGAUCCCUUGAAUUGCCCAGAAAUGUUCCGAGCACGUCCGGUUCGCGUUACCUAUGUCCGAGUACGCAAAACAGACCUGUCCGGGCAUUUCUAGGGACCACUUUGGUAGCGUCAGUGCUCUUAAGUGAUCCCUUGGAUUACACAGAAACGUUCGGAAGACGUCCGUUUCGCGUUACCUAUGUCCGAGUACGCAAAACAGACCUGUCCGGGCAUUUCUAGGGACCACUUUAGUAGCGUCAGUACUCUUAAGUGAUCCCUUGAAUUACACAGAAACGUUCGGAAGACGUCCGUUUCGCGUUACCUAUUUCCGAGUACGCAAAACGGACCUGUCCGGGCAUUUCUAGGGACCACUUUGGUAGCGUCAGUGCUCUUAAGUGAUCCCUUGAAUUGCCCAGAAAUGUUCCGAGCACGUCCGUUUCGCGUUACCUAUUUCCGAGUACGGAAAAUGGACCGGUCCGGGAAUUUCUAGGGAUCACUUUAGUAGCGUCAGUACUCUUGAGUGAUCCCUAGAACUACUCAGGAACGUCCGGUUCGCGUUAGAAAUGUCCGAUACUUUUCGAGCGUACCUGGAAGUUCCUCAGAGCGCAGAUUCCCAAGCGCUUUCCCUGAAACUUUUUCUGAUAAUUGGUCUUAAUCAGAAUCCGACCAUCGGUUAGUCCCUCACGUCCGCAAAAAUCGGAAGCGACGACGGCUGACGACCCAGCCGCGGCAGCUGCUCCAGCCUCGAAGCCUCCGCUUCUCUUCUCCAUCAAGUUAAAUACGAAAGAUGUGGUAUCAAGAGGAAGAGAGAGAAAUAUCACGAUGAAAUCCUCAGAAAAUGGGCAAAGAAGUGACCCCGUGGCUCCAGUUGACGGCGUCGACGCCAACCCACACGGCUGUCAGAUUCACCAUCGACAAUCUGGAGGGCGAACUGACCAAUAAAUGGGUGAGAAUCUGGGGAUUCAGAAGAUGAAUUGGCAAGAAAAAAUUAGUUUUUUUCCACGCACGUGAAAAUGGUGUAUGUAAGAAAUGUUUCCUCGAAUUUUUCUCGUGGCACUUUAAGAAAAAACUUGCAGUUUCCCUAAAGCCUUGAAAAAGUCUGAAAUUCAUCAUUCAGCUUCAUUUGGAAUUGAUGCUUUGAACUCGGAUAAAUGACAGCCUUGUGAAUAUUCUAGUAUAUAAAAAUUCGAUUAUUCAAUCUUCCAAAAAAAAAAAUGGAAGUUUCAUUAAAAAGCUCAGUUUUUGAAAUAUAGAGAUUUUUUUAUAAUUCAUUUUUUUGUCCGAAAAAUCUGAACCAUUUUUUUGGCUCAGUUUUUGAAGAACAAUUUCUAUUUAUUGGCACUUUUUUGAGCCAUUCACAUCAGUUUCUUUCGUGCUAAAUAUCAUUCUUCGAUUUUUCAACGCCUAUUUUUCCUUGUGAAUGAAGGAAAUGGUAUUUUAAAAAAAUCUGGGCCGGUUUUGUAUAGAAAACAUUGGUAAAGUCGGAAAAAGUGGAAAAGGCUUUUAGGGAUGUUCCCUUUUUGAUGCCUUUUUGCAUCAUUUUAUCGGCCCUUAUGCACCAUUUUUGCUGCCUUUACCUUUUCAAACCAUUUCUCGAGCCUAAAUCCCAGGAAAAUUGGAAGGCUCGAUAAAGGGGCCUUUUUCUGCCAUUUUGCUGCCUUUCUGCGGCCUUUUUUGUGCCUCUUCCUUUUAGCGGCCAUUAUCUACCAUUCCGACUUUGCCCGCGUAUUUUCUUCAUCAUAUUUUGAGAGUAUUGCUAUAAACUAAAGUUUCUUUCUUUCAAGAUGCCGGAGAAAUUCAGGUGGUGAAAGAAGAAGGGUCCAAAGAGCGAAUUUACGGAAACGCUGUUGUUCAUUUCAAUGCCAAAUUGGGACAGCUGGUCAAGGUUUCAAUACAAUUUGUUUUUGUAUCGAAUCUGAAUUCUUUCUAGGCCGCUCAAUAUGAUGAAGUGUCGCCGGAGCUCCAAGAAUAUGCCACUUUUAUGACCCAGGUGCUAGAGAUUCCAAAUAAACAUAUAAUUGGAAGUUUUCCAGGUUCGCGUCGAGAACAAGGACAGGAACAUGCUCAACUCUUCCUAUUCUUAUCAUAUUUCUCUGAAUCGACCCAUUUUGCUCGUCAAAGCCAACGCCAUCGACAAGGCGAUCCUUCUCUGGCUCAACUACAAAAAUACCUACGAUUAUUGGAGAUCCGAGAGAAAUAAGGUGUCUUUUUUUGGGAGGCAUGUGACAGGGUAGCUUGGGAAAAUGGCCUCAGAAUGAGCAGUUCAGAAAAAAAAGAAAGUGGAAAAAAUUUCAGGGAGAGUAGCUUGUCAAAAAACAUUUUAAAAAAUAGUUCAGAGAAAAAAGGCUUGAAAAAAAAAUCUGUGCAGAAAAACCGCAACGGGCGCUCGACGUUGGUGAAAGUGUGCUCCAUGGAUAAAUGGUUUUUUGCCCUUUUUUCAGUUUGAUUAGAGUAUAUAGUUUUUUUUUGAUUUUGAAUUUCAUGUCAUUGCUCAAAACUCCGCCCCUUAUGCGUAGAAUAAACCAAUCCGAUCCACAGAGCGUUUUUAGGGGCGGAGUUUGGCGAAAAGUAGGAUAAAAUAUUUUAUGCACGAGUUGAAACAGAAAAAAGACGAAAUAAAUAUGAUUUUUGAAGGAAUUUUCUUUCGCUUAAAAAUUAGAUUAUUCCCCCGGAAGUACUGGAAGUUGGAACAACGGAAAAAUGAGAAAUAUACGGAAAAAAAAUGAAAAAAGUUCAUCCGUGCAGCACAGUUUCCUCAAACUUGAGCGUCUUUUUAUAUUUUCUUGACUUGAACUAUUACGGUUAUUUUUUCCUAGCCAGUCUUUCACAAACAUUUUUUUGUAAAAAAAAGAGAAUAAUAAAAAAAAAUUGGAGGUGGUCCAAGAGGUGAAGAUCAAGCAGGAGCCGUCGCAGAACACAGUCUUCUCGCCGCCGAUCCAAGACGUCGACAUGAACCUGUCGUUGGCCAUCAACAACGGCAUGUACAUGUGCAUGCCGUUGUACACUUGCGAUGUCACUGAGGGAAUGCCCGCCUUGGUCAUCUCCUUGCAGGUGAGCAAGGAGGAAAACGGGAGAUGGGUCAAGUAGAAGUAGAGCUCGGGAGAAAAUGCGAAGCUAAAACAAAGUGGGCGGAGUCGAAACCUCUGCCGUUCCCAGGUGACGUCAUGGGAAGACGACCGUAUUGCCAAAGGUCUUUGAGAAGAACCGAAUUCCCUCAAUAAAAGAAUUUUUUCUGCGCGGAAGCGGUGCGGUGCAUGCACACGACACACGAAACUUUACGGAGAAAAAGUGGGCGUGGCUUCGUCGAAUAAACGCCUGAAAAAAAUUAUAGUCAAAAAUGCGCUCUAUGGACAAAAUGAACAGUUUUAAGGUUCUUAGAGAAGUUAUGACAUAGUAAAAAAAAAGAUUAUUUCAAACUAUUUCUUGAAAAUUUCAUGAGUGCGUCUUUAAUAAAACAAAGAUUUUUAAGCUGCGCCUUUAAAAUGACGGAACUUUCGAAGCUGCGCCUUUGAAAUGACGGAACUUUCGAAGCUGCGCCUUUAAUAUAACGGAAAUUUUCUGUCUGCGCCUUUAACAAAACCGAAAUGUUCAGUCUGCGCCUUUAAUAAAACCGAACUUUUCUCAAAAACCGUAAUUGAAUUUGCGCUCCAUAGCUAAAAUGCACGAUUUUAAGGAUCCUAGAAAAGUUAUGAACCAUUUAAGAAGCCAUAACAGAUAAAAAAAUAUCAAUUUGUUAGGAAUCUUGAUCAUAUUUUAAGUGAGAAAAAAACCUUUGAUUUCUCUUUGGACCUGGUAAAGUUCCGCUGCCUUUAUUGUUUUGAGUAUCGUACUGAACUUUUUGGAAAAAACAACUUUAACAGGUUUUUGUGAACAAAAAAUGUUUUCCACCUGAAAUUCGAUUUGGUUUUUCUCGAUUCCUUCAAAAUUUCUUGAGGCUUUUAUUGCUUUGCAGAAAAGCGAGCUUUCCGUGCUGGUAAAACGGGAACUCUCUUGCAAAGCGUCCUUUGAAAGCUUCAAACUCAGUUUCAUCGAUGACUUUGACGAGCAGGUGAUUUGAAAUGGAAAUAUUCGAUUUUUUGUGGAUUUUCCAGGCCUUGUCGGAGAGCUUCCGAGAAGCGACCGGCAGCAUGCAGACCAACUAUUUCUACUUCCCUCAAGGGAGAUACACUCUCUGUUCGAAGGUAUUUCUAGAGUUUUCAAGGGGCAAACUUAGGUUAUCAAGGUCUUUUUCUUAAUUAUUAACAUUGAAAAAAAAAACUUAAAAUUAAUAUGCUUUUCUAGGUUGCAAAUGAAUACCGCACAGGACUAAAAAUUAGUAUUUUUUUUUUGUCUCGAAUUAAAUGAAUUUUAACUUUUCCUUUUCCUCCUACUCGGACCUUGGUAACGCGAAUCGGACGUGUCGGGGCAUUUCUAGUGGCCAUUUUAGCAGCCUCAGCACUCUUAAGUGAUCCCUAGAAUCACCCAGAAACGUCCGUUUUGCGUUACCAAUGUCCGGGUAAUAUCCAAGAUCUUUUAACCUUUACUAUUAGAGCAAAGGUUGCCAAAACUUUUCUAGGGGUCUUAUGGAAAGCCCUGAGAAUAUCAAUAGAUUUUCGAGUACCCCAUUCGGAGUUCUAGACUCUUUGAAUCGGUGCCCCCGACUCGCAACGGCUUGCGCGAUUUUGUAUGCUCUGUCGUGA
This is a messenger RNA of Caenorhabditis auriculariae, 42918 nucleotides long. NCBI's taxonomy places the organism in Eukaryota, Metazoa, Nematoda, Chromadorea, Rhabditida, Rhabditidae. The record is from the annotation of a GenBank genome assembly.